This is a messenger RNA of Ostrinia furnacalis (Asian corn borer), 1927 nucleotides long. RefSeq lists its product as uncharacterized. NCBI's taxonomy places the organism in Eukaryota, Metazoa, Arthropoda, Insecta, Lepidoptera, Crambidae. The coding region runs from base 102 to 1871 and encodes 589 amino acids. The transcript has 4 exons. The record is from RefSeq and is a predicted model, not a curated record.
AAACAAAUAUCAAUUCCAUCAAAAAUGUCACUGCACUUUGCACGAAAUGGACGAAAGUUUCUCAAGAAAAACCAAACAAAAUUCACCCCAUCUGGUUCGUUAUGACACUGCAAAAUUGCGAAAUAUUCGCUAGUGUGACGUUCUAUUUGCUAGCCAAAAUUAUUUGUUACACCGUCGACUGCAUCCGAGCAUCAAUGUUCAACAAGUCGGGGACCGUUCUGACGAGUAUCCCGGAGAAAAAUGAGGAAGAAGAGAUCAAGAAAUGGGUGCCAAAGAAGAAGCAUGAGGUUCUGAAAGCCAAAUACAAGUGCUUGAAGAAGCUGUUCCAGAUAUACGAUGCGAGCGUGAUAGGGAUACUGCCGGAGAAUCCGGAGAUAUGUGAAAAUGAGGAGGAGGUGAAGGUUAAAAGCAGGAGGAAAAGGUCCCAUAGAACGAAGACUGACGCCUGUGCUGGGACUACGGAGGUCUCGAGCGGGGAUGCUACUGAGAUGUCGGAGACUGAGAAAGGUUCCACCAUCGCCACCACAAUAAUGCGUGAGUUGAAAAUGACGCAAUGUUCGUGCACGUCAACUCAGUACGAUUCCUCUACCAUCUCCAACCGCUACGCCACCACCCAGAACUCCAAAUCCAUCAUCACCGACAAAGAAUCCGAGUGCAUUCAAGCCACAGAAACAGAAAUCAUCCAGCACCCGAUUCCUUAUCUGAUAGUGAACGAGAAACCCAAAGCGACAAGGUUUCAGCUAUUCCUGCAAAGGAUAUUCGGGAUCAAACGCGAAAGGUCUUAUAAGAACUUUGUACAUCCAAACGGGCAUAUCUACGCGGCCAGCGACAAUAAUAUUACUCCUCACUACUCGGAGAAAAGAAGACGAAGAGGAUUGCGGUUCAGGAAGUUAAGAAGACCGAAGAAGAUACAGUCUGAUGGCGCAUUGAGAAACGUCAAGAGUCCCAUGAUCCUGACGUACGUGCAGAGCGUUCAGAAGAACUGUCUGAUGGAUACCACGCCGAGGCAGUGUCCUAUCAUGGGAUGCAGGAUGAUAUUCUAUGGCAUAAUCAAUUACAACGACCAUCUCAACCUCUGCCAUUUCACUGAACGCAAGUUCAUCUGCCACUACUGCCACGAAGGUUUCGAAAGGGAAUACGACAAAUAUCUCCACGAAAACGAGCAUAUCGGCAUCAAUAAGCUCAACUCCAAUCACCCCAACGUGUCCUCUAGGCAAAGGAAAGCCAGCAUAACCCAAACUGACCCUGAGCUCACGAAAUCUGACGUCCCAGAAGACAAAUUAAAGAAAAUCGUCUCGUUCUUCGACAAAAUCGCUGAUCCCGAUCAGAUCUUGUCAGAGAUCAAGAAGAACAGGUUUUCAGAGUCCAAUCUACAGAAUAGGCAGUCCAAAGAUGAUUCUGCUACAGAAAACACCAGCUGCAACUCGGAAUCUGAUAAAAGGACGGUCAGCUGCGUGAAUCUUCAUAGGAAGGUCAAGAUACCCUCUCCAGCGGAGUCUGAAGUGACGUCAAAGUUUCCGUACAACUCGCCGGUGACGUGUCACUUCUGUGGAGAGAACUUUGAUUAUAGACGCCAACUGAGUCUCCACGUGGACUUAGAACACAGAGUCCACGACAAGUUCUCGAAGUUUCACAGCUGUGCCGGCAUCAUCAACCCUCGCCGCCACGAAGAAGGUAAGGUGACUUUUAAGACCACAGACCGAAGGAGCAAUGCCCCAUCCGAGGACACCUUCCGAAGGAAGUCUGAAGAGAGUCUAACGUACGAGCCUUCUACAAAUAUAGUUUAUUACACAAGUAUGGAGUCUGUAGGCUCCAAAAAACCGCCCGUGAGCUACAAAUGGGAGCCGGGCACAAAAAUUAUUAGGGUGUAGUCUUGUCGUGUUUCGUGAUUGUGUAUCGUGAAGUGGCAUUGUCCAAUAUAGUGUAA